This is a messenger RNA of Sordaria macrospora k-hell, 1704 nucleotides long. RefSeq lists its product as uncharacterized. The record is from RefSeq and is a predicted model, not a curated record. Gene Ontology annotation, molecular function: protein binding. Lineage: Eukaryota; Fungi; Ascomycota; Sordariomycetes; Sordariales; Sordariaceae. Gene Ontology annotation, cellular component: endoplasmic reticulum.
AUGUUCUUCACAGGCACCCUCCAAGAAGGCAUCGCUGCCGCUAUUCAACAGACCAAGAGUGUGGUUUGUUUUGUUACCGACGACAACACCGAAUCCCAACAAUGGGAAACCGACUUCUUCACUGAUCAAGCCAUCUCCCCUCUUAUCGAGUCCAGUGCCGUGGUGCUGAAGCUCAUCGCGGGCAGUACCGAGGAGGGGUAUCUGGCCCAGUUGUUCCCUGUACCCAAUAAGCCUACGGUAGUUGUUCUUAGGGGCGGGCAACUCAAGGAGUACAUUGCUGCUGGAGUCACCAAGGAAGACUUUUUGAGGAGGCUUGGGGCUGCUCUUAGUGAGCAACAGGCUGUUUCUACGGGUUCGGGUACUACGUCUGGCUCGCCCUCGGUGAUGCAGGAUCAGGAUCAGGGGCAAAAGCAGGGACAAGAGCAGACAUCAUCGGAGUCGACGACAGCUCAACCACCGACGGCGGAGCAAAGCACAGCCCCGGCUGCUGCAACAUCUACCGAGGCUACUACUACUACUACUUCUCAACAACCUCCCAUCAGUGCCACUACGAACACCGGGCCUACAACCGCCUCCUCAGCAUCACCUCCAGCCACAGCAACCACCACAACCACUCCCAACACGACAACUCAACAAGCCCAAAUCCAAGCCAUUCUUGCUGAGCGCGCCGUUCGUCUGGCCGCCCAGAAGAAACAACAAGAAGAAGCUACCCGCGCCGCCGCCCGUGCCCGCGCAGCGGCCGAAGACCCCAACUCUCCCGCCCGCCAAGCCGCCGACGCCCUGCGCAAGAAACAGCAAGAAGCGCGCGAAGAGCGCCAGCGGAUUCUCAAGACCAUCGAGGAUGACAAAGCCGCUCGCAAGGCAAGGCAGUUGGAGAAGCAACGGGAGAAGGAAACACUACUCAGUAAGGAAUCCGGCGAAGCUGCUGAGGACAAAAAGGGGAAGGGGAAGGGCAAAGCUAAGGAAGAAAGCUUGCCGUUCGCACCAGCCAGCCCCAUGCUACCCCGCGGUAACCAACCCGUCAAGAGUAUAGGGCAUUGUGCGCUGCAAGUGCGGUUGACGGAUGGGUCGACUAUCCGGUCUCGGUUCUCGGCGGAGAAGGACACGGUUAGGGAGGUGAGGGAGUGGGUGGAGGCUACUGCCCCUAAUGCUAAAAAGGGGAAGUAUAGCUUCAAGGUGUUGUUGACGCCCCAACCGAGCAGGAGGAUCGAGCAAGAGGAUGAAGAAAUGACGCUGGGCGAGUUGGGACUGGCGCCGAGCUCGACGCUGAUUUUGGUUCCCACGACUGGUUCUUCUGGGUCUAGGAGGAGCAGGGUUCACUUUGCGGGCGGUGUGGCCGCCACAGAAGGAGGGGGGAAUAUCUUCCAGCGCCUGAUUGGAUUCGUGCUCGCCUUCUUCAACACGGUGGUGACCUUCUUCUCGACGCUGUUUAGUGUUUCUGGACCACUCAAUGCCAGUGCUUCGCCGGAGCAGGUUGCUGCUGAGGUUAGGGGUGCGCAGCAGGCGGAGACGGCUAGUUCUAGUGGUAGGUCACUUGGUGGUGGUGGAAGCGCGGGUGCUGUUGUCAAUAGGGGCACGACGACGACCGGAGGAAGCAGGAUUAAGGGGUUUGGUGACGAUGAGAGAAGAAGGGAUGAGGAGCGGAAGAGGAAUAACGAUCAACAACAGCAGUUUUAUAACGGGAACUCGGUAAGUAACACAUGA